AUGUCUGAUUUAGAGACAGUUGGUAAAAUUCUAUCAGAAUCUGUAGUGGCGUCUACCGCUAAAAGUGCAGAAAGAAGUUUAAGAGAAUUAGAGAAUCAAGAUGGGUUUGGUUUAACUUUGUUGCAUGUUGUUGCAUCUACAAAUUUACCUAUUUCUACUAGGUUGGCAGGUGCUUUGUUUUUCAAAAAUUUUAUUAGACGCAAAUGGGUUGAUGAAGAUGGUAAUUAUUUAAUCCCCUUGAAUAAUGUUGAUCUGAUUAAAAAGGAAAUUGUUCCCUUGAUGAUCACUUUGCCUAACAAUUUACAAGUACAGAUUGGUGAGGCUAUCUCUAUUAUUGCAGAUUCAGAUUUCCCAAACAAUUGGCCAACUUUAUUAAAUGACUUGACUAGUAGAUUGUCUGCUGAUGAUAUGGUUACAAAUAAAGGUGUAUUGACUGUGGCCCAUUCUAUUUUUAAAAGAUGGAGACCAUUGUUUAGGUCAGAUGAAUUGUUCUUGGAGAUCAAAUUGGUUUUGGAUACAUUCGCAAUUCCAUUUUUGAACCUUUUGAAGACUGUCGAUGAAAAAAUUAAGGAAAAUAGAAACAAUGCUGCCGCUCUCUCUUUGUUAUUCGAUGUAUUGUUAGUGCUGACUAAAUUAUAUUACGAUUUGAAUUGUCAAGAUAUCCCAGAAUUUUUUGAGGACAACAUCAACGUAGGUAUGGGUAUCCUACAUGGGUAUCUAGAAUAUACAAACCCAUUGGUUGAUGAUCCUGAUGAAACAGAUGAAGCAAGUAUAUUGGCAAAAGUCAAAUCUUCAAUUCAAGAGUUAGUACAAUUAUAUGCUACAAGAUACGAGGAUGUGUUUGGUCCAAUGUUAAGUGAGUUUAUUCAAAGUACUUGGAAUUUAUUAACCUCAAUUUCAACUCAACCAAAAUAUGACAUCUUAGUCUCCAAAUCUUUAUCAUUUUUAACAGCUGUUACUCGUAUCCCAAAAUAUUUUGAAAUUUUCAAUAAUGAAACUGCUAUGAAUAACAUCACCGAACAAAUUAUCUUACCUAACAUUACGUUACGUGAAGCAGAUGUCGAAUUAUUCGAAGACGACCCAAUUGAAUAUAUUAGAAGAGAUUUGGAAGGUGCUGAUGCCGAAACUAGAAGAAGUGGUUGUAACCAUUUCCUACAAGAAUUGAAAGAUAAAAAUGAACCUUUAAUUACAAAUAUCCUGCUAGCUCAUUUGAAGGGAUUCUUCGAACAGUAUAGGAUGAAUCCAAAGGAAAACUGGAAAUACAAAGAUUUAUGUAUUUAUCUCUUCACUGCUAUUGCUGCAAAGGGGAGUGUAACAAGCAUUGGUGUCUCAGCUACUAACCCUCUUGUAGAUGUUAUCGAUUUUUUCAAUAGAGAAAUUACACCUGAUCUAACAAAUGAUGUGCCUCAUCCAAUUUUACGUGUUGAUGCUGUUAAAUAUGUGUACGUAUUCAGAAAUCAAUUAAGCAAACAACAAUUAAUCGACAUCAUGCCAGUAUUGGCUAAAUUACUGAAUAGUGAUGAAUAUAUCGAAUAUACAUAUGCUGCAAUUGUCAUUGAAAGGAUAUUGUCAAUGAGAGAAUCAAUCAAUUCUACUAAAUUGUUGUUCACUAAGGCGGACUUGGCAGGAAGUUCAGAAAUUUUAUUAUCAAAUCUUUUUGCUUUAAUUUCAAAACAAGGGACAACACCAGAAAAAUUGGCUGAAAAUGAAUUUUUAAUGAAGGCUAUUUACCGAGUACUUCAAACUUCAGAGGAGACUGUUCAGAAUAUGUUCCCUCAGUUAAUUUCACAAUUGAUAACUAUCGUUAACAUCAUAUCGAAGAAUCCUUCUAAUCCAAGAUUUACACAUUACACUUUUGAAUCAAUUGGUUCAAUUAUCGGAAACUGUCCUUCUACAGGGGUAAUGCAACUAAUUGAGUCAAUGAUGCCAAUCUAUUUGAGUAUACUAUCGGAAGAUAUCCAGGAAUUUAUCCCAUAUAUUUUCCAAAUCAUUGCAUUUGCUAUCGAAAGAAGCGGCACCAUUUCUGAUAGCAUCAAACAACUAGCACAACCAAUUCUAUCCCCAACCGUCUGGGAAUUAAAGGGUAAUAUUCCAGCUGUUACUAGAUUAUUGAAAGCAUUUAUUAAAACUGAUCCAUCUAUUUUCCCAGAUUUAGUACCUGUCUUGGGUGUUUUCCAAAGAUUAAUUGCUUCCAAGAUUCAUGACUUGCAAGGUUUUGAAUUACUAGAGUGCAUCAUGUUAACAAUCGAUGUUAACAUUUUGCAGCCGUAUAUUAAGCAGAUUGCGGUCUUAAUAUUACAGAGAUUACAGAAUUCAAGAACUGAUAAAUUUGUCAAGAAAUUAAUUGUAUUAUUUGGUCUUUUAGCCUUUAAAUACGAAUCCGACUUUGUUGUCGAAUUUAUUGAUGAAGUUCAAGUUGGAUUGUUUUCUCAAAUUUGGGGCAAUUUUGUCGUAACUACAUUACCUAAAAUUGGUAACCUUUUCGAUAGAAAGAUUGCCUUGUUAGGCGCAACUAUUAUUAUCAAGGGUAACUUGUUCAUGAAUAAAUAUUCAAACCUAGUCCCACAAACUUUAGCUGCUAUUGUUGAAAGUACAUCAUCGGAAAGCAUUGCAAACAUGAAGAGUGAUUUCUUUGAUAUUGAUAACAUUGAAGAAAUUUCAACUUUUGGCUCCAGUUUUAGUAGAUUAUUCAGCAUUCCAGAAAAACCAUAUGACCCUGCCCCAGAAGUAGAUCCGAUAAAUGGAGUAAGAGUAUAUGUUUCUAAAUCUUUAUUAGAAUUAAUACAGUCUAACAACGUCUUUAGUUCCACCAUCAUUCCACAAUUACCAAAUGACAUACAACUUAAAUUAAAUCAAUUAAUCAGUAACUAA
This is a messenger RNA of Vanderwaltozyma polyspora DSM 70294, 2871 nucleotides long. It is a transcript of the gene CSE1, whose product is annotated as importin-alpha export receptor. Bases 1 to 2871 code for a protein of 956 amino acids. NCBI's taxonomy places the organism in Eukaryota, Fungi, Ascomycota, Saccharomycetes, Saccharomycetales, Saccharomycetaceae. Gene Ontology annotation, biological process: protein export from nucleus; protein import into nucleus. The record is from RefSeq and is a predicted model, not a curated record. Gene Ontology annotation, cellular component: cytosol; nuclear envelope. Gene Ontology annotation, molecular function: small GTPase binding; nuclear export signal receptor activity. The transcript has a single exon.